CUUUCACCUAGCAAGCUGCAGGAGGGCUACACAUUUAUCGGAGAUUUCCUAUCUAAAAAUUAGAGGUAAAGCUUUCAAAAUUAAGGGUGAACUGAAAUUUUCACAGAAGAAGUGCCCUGAAAGAGCCAUGGGGAUCCGAGAGGCACCCACUCUGCAGAAAAGGCAAGUCCUGCUUUUCUUUGUUUUAUUGGGAUUGUCUCAUGCAAGCACUGAAUCGGUGCGCUAUUCUGUGUCAGAGGAAACCGAAACGGGCUUUGUUGUGGCUAAUCUUCUGAAGGACUUCAGUCUAGGGGUGGAGGACCUGUCCUCCCGGGAAGCCAGGGUUGUGUCUGAUGAUAACAAAAAGCAUUUGCGCCUUGAUUUGUUGACGGGAGAUUUGCUUCUAAAUGAGAAACUGGACAGAGAGGAGCUGUGCGGCUCCACAGAGCCCUGUGUGCUGCAUUUGCAGGUGGUAUUGGAAAAUCCUUUACAGUUUUUUCAGGCUGAACUGCACGUCAAAGACAUAAAUGAUAACUCCCCUGCAUUCUUAGACAAGGAAAUCAUUUUGAGAAUAUCAGAAAGUACUCCCAUCGGAACCACAUUUCCAAUGGAAAGCGCUGAAGAUGUAGACAUAGGAAAGAACAGUCUUCAGAACUACACAAUUAGCCCCAACUCCCACUUCCACAUUAAAGUUCGAAACAAUGUCGAUGGGAAGAUAUACCCAGAGCUGCUUCUGGAUUCAGCCCUAGAUCACGAGAAGCAAUCGGAGCUCAGAUUAACACUCACAGCCCUGGAUGGUGGGUCUCCCCCCAGGUCUGGAACAACUUUGGUUCUUGUGGAGGUUUUGGAUAUCAAUGAUAAUGCUCCUAAGUUCGCUCAGAGUCUCUAUGAGGUGCAGGUGCCAGAGGACACGCCCAUUGGCUCCUGGAUUAUCACCAUGUCUGCUAAGGACUUGGAUGCAGGAAACCAUGGGAAAAUAUCCUACACAUUUUUCCACGCAUCUGAAGGUAUUCGUAAAACAUUUGAAAUGGACUCAUUAUCUGGGGAAGUUCACUUGAAAUCAGCACUGGAUUUUGAACUAGUGCAGUCCUAUGGUAUAACUGUUCAGGCAACAGAUGGUGGGGGUCUUUCAGAAGAAUGCACUCUUAGAGUUGACGUCCUGGAUGUCAAUGAUAAUCCACCCGAAAUAACAAUGUCUUCAGUUACAAAGACUAUUAAGGAGAAUGCUCCCGAGACCCUGGUCGCUCUAUUUAGUGUUCGAGACCGCGAUGCUGGAGACAAUGGAAGAAUGGUUUGCUCUGUUGAAGAAGAUCUCCCCUUCAUCCUGAAACCCACCGUCAAGAACUUCUACACCCUGGUGACGGAGCGGCCGCUGGACCGGGAGGAGAGAGAGGAGUACAACAUCACCAUCUCCGUGACGGACGCGGGGAGCCCCCGGCUGCGCACGCAGCACACGCUCGCCGUGCGCGUGGCCGACGAGAACGACAACGCCCCGGAGUUCACGCAGGCCUGCUACACGCUGCGCGUGCGCGAGAACAACAGCCCCGCCCUGGCCCUGGGCAGCGUGCGCGCCACCGACAGGGACGCGGGCAGCAACGCGCAGCUGAGCUACUCGCUGCUGGCCGGGCCGCAGCCCGGGCCCGACGCGGCGGCGCUCGUGUCCAUCGACGCCGACAGCGGGCAGCUGUUCGCCCUGAGGCCGCUGGACUACGAGGCCCUGCCGGCGUUCGAGCUGCGCGUGCGCGCCGCCGACCGAGGCGCGCCCCCGCGCAGCAGCCAGGCGCGGGUGCGCGUGCAGGUGCUGGACGCCAACGACCACGCGCCCCGGGUGCUGUACCCGCCGCAGAACGCGUCUGCGCCCUGCACCGAGCUGCUGCCCAGGGCGGCCGAGCCGGGCUACCUGGUGAGCAAGGUGGUGGCGGUGGACCGCGACUCGGGCCAGAACGCCUGGCUGUCGUUCCGGCUGCUGCAGGCCACGGAGCCCGGGCUGUGGGGCGUGGCGCCGCACAAUGGCGAGGUGCGCACCGCGCGGCCGCUGAGCGAGCGCGACGCGCCCCGCCACCGGCUGCUGCUGCUGGUGCAGGACCAUGGCGAGCCGCCGCGCUCGGCCAGCGUGGCGCUGCACGUGCUGCUGGUCGACGGCUUCUCGCAGGCCCACCUGCCGCCGCCCGCCGCGCCGCCCGAGCGCGCGCAGCCCGACCGCCUGGCCGCCUCGCUGCUCGUCGCGCUGGCCGCCCUGGCCGCCCUGGGCCUCGCGGCGCUGCUGCUCUUCGUGGCCGGCAGGCUGUGCCGGAGGCGCGGGGCGCGCUCGCGGGGCGGCUGCGCGCUGCCCGACCCCCCGUUUCCUGCGCGCCUGCUGGACGCGGGGCCCGCGGGGACGCUGGCGCGCGGCGGCCGCCACCUGGGGGCGCUGCGGGGCGCGACCGGCGCCACCGAGGUCAACUCGCUGAAGCCAAUCUUUCCAAACCUGUCUCCCCAGAUUCCUGGGAACGAGAUAGAGGGAGCGCCGAGCUUCCGCAAUAGUUUGGGGUUCAAUAGUCAGUAGUACUAAUUAUGCCUUUCGUACAAAAAUGUUGGUGUCGCCCAAUUUGCAUGUAAUUUGCAUUUCGCUGAUGGUCUCUGCUCCUUAGCUUUACUUUUAUAGCAAAGUUUGGCUUUAGUGAUGGAUUAGCGAGAUGGGAAUUUAUUCUCACACUAAUGAGUUAUUAGUCUGUAAAUAAUUUGCUCCCUCUAUCAAGCCAAAAUCACUUCGUGUCUGUAUCCUUUCCCGAAACCU
Perognathus longimembris pacificus (Pacific pocket mouse) is the source of this 2755-nucleotide messenger RNA. Its product is annotated as protocadherin beta-14-like. Bases 128 to 2524 code for a protein of 798 amino acids. NCBI's taxonomy places the organism in Eukaryota, Metazoa, Chordata, Mammalia, Rodentia, Heteromyidae. Gene Ontology annotation, molecular function: calcium ion binding. The transcript has a single exon. Gene Ontology annotation, biological process: homophilic cell-cell adhesion. The record is from RefSeq and is a predicted model, not a curated record. Gene Ontology annotation, cellular component: plasma membrane.